AUGUUUGUAGUAGCUGUCGAUCUUGUCGAGUAUUUCUCCACAAUACUCGACAAGAUCGACAGCUACUACAAACAUAACGCUACUACAAACAUAACGGCCCGCCCCUCCCAUUCAUUUGCGUGCAAGGUUCGUCUGGAAUGGGGAAAUCGCAGCUCGCGUUUGCUCGGAAGGACGGCGGCCGUACUUUUAUUGGCCUGCCACUCCAUUGAUCACAGCUCGCAACCGAUCUACAAGAACUUCGCAUCCAUCUCGAGGACAUUUAUCAACAUCACGAACAAAGAUGAACCAAAGAAGAGAAGUGAGCGCGACGUGUUAAACCCCUCAUCUGACCGUUACCAGAAGGGGUCUUUGUGGAGCUAUGGAUUUAUCCUCGCUUUGCUGGAGUAUUGCAGCUCGGAAGAACAUCAGAGUCGCACUGGAAUGGUCCGCUUCGCUGAGCCAAAAGAGCUUAAUGUGGACAAGCGCGACGUAUGGACUGUCCGAGCUGCUCGUGAUAAAAUGGUAAAGGCGAAUCAGCGUCUCCCCUUCUUCAUCCUGGACGAAAUGUCGCUCGCUGGAGGCAAGAACCUUGCGGGUUUUCAACGGAAUGUGUUCCGCGUGUGUGGCUUAAUAGUGGUGGUUAUGGGCUCUGACGCUAACGUCAUCGACCUGGUGGACGCACCACAUUAUCCUGGCAGCAGCUGCAGUGCACACUACCUGUGGAUGACUCUUGUAUCCCGUUUCCCUCCCUACCAGUUUACCCCGUUUGAAGAGGAAAACCAACGUGUUUGGAAUGAAGUUGUGGCGCAGUUUCCUUUCGUCCAAGACAUUGCAUUGAGCUCUCGUGGGAAAUUUGCUCGAUACUUUAUCGACAGUGUGGUGGAGUACGCAGGUACACACGGAAGUUUCAAACUGUUCGAAUUGCUGGACGAAGCUUUUGCUUAUGUCAGCCGAAAGACGCAGGAGAGCAACAAAUUCAUGGUGGAGCAGGUUGGAAGAGAUGCACAGCUGGCAGCGAUCAAUACUUCGGUCCAGUUUCAACCAAUCGCCAAAACCGGCAACUUCUUCGAGCCACCGCGGAAAAAGCAGAAAAAUGAAGAAGUAAACAACACCCAGUGGAUGCGUGUGCACUACGCAAACCUGGUGGAUAGUGAGAGUACAGGUUGCCGGCUUACUGAUGUGUUCGUAUCAGGAGGAACUAUGCUGACUGUCAUUGAUCUGGGAAGAUUCCAUGCACACUGGAAACCAUUAUGUAUUUUCCCCACCAUCGAAGAGGACAUGCUGCUCUACCUCGCAGUACUGGGUGGGAGAGCGUAUUCGGGUAAUUAUGACUUCCAAUGUGGUUCAUUGCACUCGACAAAGGAUAUUUCCGCAACCUUCUUGAAAAGAAGAGGCUUUAAUGCUGAGGAACGCUCGACCGCUGAGAAGCCCGAAAUUAACACGUUUGAGAACAUGGUGGCUCGCGCGAUCCUCUGCGCGUCUCGAAGGAAUGGUGUGCAAGGAGUUGCAUUCGACGAGUUUUUCGCUGGGUUCCUCGGCGAGUUUCAGGGCAAGUUUAAUAACGUGGCGAUGACGCUUGGGAAUUCACAUGAACGGAUCACUGUUACCGGUUUACUGGACGGGUACGCUGGUCUCGCGAAGUUAUUAGCCGCGACAAUACCUUUUCUCGCUCCGCCCAACGCUACAUGGCCCCACUUUAUUCGAGAUACUCGGGCUCACGGGUGCAGUUUUGGUCAUCUUUCUCGUGCUACCGACAAGGACAGGCAUGACGUGUACAUCCAGGACAUGGAGAGCACCUCCGGUCCACCACUUUUGAUCUGUGAGUGCAAACAUUGGUCAAAGAGUAUGACCUUCGGCAUGAUGAGCGGGGUUGUAAAUGGUCUGGAAUCCGCGUGGAAGGAAAGUGGAUGCUGGCGCUAG
This is a messenger RNA of Phytophthora sojae, 1899 nucleotides long. RefSeq lists its product as hypothetical. The record is from RefSeq and is a predicted model, not a curated record. NCBI's taxonomy places the organism in Eukaryota, Oomycota, Peronosporomycetes, Peronosporales, Peronosporaceae. Bases 1 to 1899 code for a protein of 632 amino acids. The transcript has 2 exons.